GGCUCGAGCUCAGCCAGCACUUUCCUCCUUGUCAAAUUUGCAGGGGCGGGCAUGGCUGCUCCCAUGGUCGUUUCGCGAUUGUCCCCGCGCGAGCGCUGUUGCAUUGUGAGCGUGCUCGUUUUGCUCACCUCCGAGGCUUGCUUCUUGUGCAACAACCCCAGCGGCCGUGUCAGGAUCGUCGGGCGGCCGUGCCUCCACUGUCGUCCUGAUGCUACCGCAAGUGAGGCGUUGUACGGGCGUUUUGCUGGUCUGGUUGAACGCCCAGCAUGUGCGCUCAUGACGUCAGAGCGAGUCCGGGCCGCAGGCUUGGCGCUGUCCCGACUCUACGACGCGGGAGAACUGGAACGUUGUGUCACUCGUGCAGUAGAAGUGCUCGGCGCUGGUAAGUUGAUGCGGUCACCGGGUGUGAUUGACGACAGAGUCUUAGAUUCGAUUUGGCCAGCAGGAAGAGGCGGUCGCGAUUCACUGAAGGACUUAGCGCAGCUGCUCAGCAUAGGGACCAAUGAAGCUAUUGGAUUUUCUGUCACUCGCGGCUCGCCGUUGCUCGAACCCUUGGAUGGCAAGUGGCAAGGAGGUCUUUGCAAGCUAUCUUUAGAAGACGCUGGAGCCUCCUGGGGGCCCCUGGCCCGCUGGCGGGUCACCUCUGGGCCUCCAGAGCUUCAUGGACUGCACCUGGUUGCUUGGCAGCGUGUUGACCCACUGACUGGCAGAACCUACCGAAGCCGUGCAGAGCUAUCAUUUCUUGGCACAUUUGCCUUGCAAGCGCAGCCUGGAGAUGUUCUGCAAUUGGCGAGAUCAGAUCGAGCUGCUUACCUUGAGGUUGCAACAUUUGAUCGUUUGCCGUUCUCUGCACCCCUUGUUCGCGAGGAUGACCUUGCAGAACUGGGCAUGUCAUUUGUGGAUUUGGGCAGCGAGUUCAUGGAAGCGCGCCAUUUUGCACAGAAGCAGAAUCAGCUCGGGCCUGCGGAAGCCCGCAGAGCGCGUAUCAAGCGUCUUUCCACUUUUCCGAUUUUCAGACAGGCGCUCUUUGUGGCUAAGCGUGACGCAGUAUGGACUCGCUUGCUACCCUCGUUGGCCCCUUUCGCCUAUGCUGUUUACGAGGCGGCGGAGUCGCAAUUGCCCCGAUUCUGGUCUACACCAAGCCAGCCCGUCGACAACCCUUCUGGAUUGCAAGUCAUUGUUGCCACGACGCUGGCAGCCGGUGCACUGCUUGCAGUUGCAGGCUUCGUUGCUCUCAAUGGCCCUUCGGCCUUUGACCCCCUGAAGGAUUGGCUGAGGUCAAACGUUGGCUUCGACUCCAGGCCGUCCUGGACUGACCUGUAAGGUGCACAAGCUUGGCCUCAUCAUCGAACUACAUGCGCAGCCGAACACAUUUAUCAGUACGGCGUGUGAGCCCUAUGUGUGGAACCCUAAGUGUGGAAGCCUAAGUGUCUGUGUGGACCCCUAGGCGUGGAUGUUUAGAGCCCCAUGCGUGGAAUCCCAUGUGUGCUGAGCCAGAUACAGGUGUGCGGAAUCCUACAAGUGUG
Messenger RNA from Prorocentrum cordatum, 1526 nucleotides. The record is from the annotation of a GenBank genome assembly. NCBI's taxonomy places the organism in Eukaryota, Dinophyceae, Prorocentrales, Prorocentraceae.